Messenger RNA from Prosopis cineraria, 879 nucleotides. RefSeq lists its product as uncharacterized. Bases 32 to 550 code for a protein of 172 amino acids. NCBI's taxonomy places the organism in Eukaryota, Viridiplantae, Streptophyta, Magnoliopsida, Fabales, Fabaceae. The record is from RefSeq and is a predicted model, not a curated record. The transcript is spliced from 2 exons.
GCCAAAUAGUAAUGAGAAUAAUAUUGAUUUAAUGCUUGAUGAUUUUGAUGAUGAGUUGGCUUUGUUUCAUAGUACUUGUUCUAAUUUCCUAUUCACUUGUGAUUGUUCACAUGAUUCUCCAUGCCCUAUUUGUUUAGAAAUUAAUUCAUUUGUGCUUGAAAAUAGUAGCAAUCAUUUACUUGAUAAAAUAAUUGAUGAUGUAUGUUUGAGUGAAAUUAAUCAUGAGUGCACUUCUUUAGAACCCAAUAUGCUUGAGGAAGGGUUCUUUGUUGAUUUUAUAGGUCUAAAUGAUGAUAUGGCCAAGAACCCCCAUGUACUUAGAGGAUUUAUCAUUGCAAUGGAAGAGACCUUGGCUAACCAUGAAGAUGAUCAACCACAUAAAGUUAUGAAAGAUUCUACACCAUACAUCUUGGAGCCAUUACAAAUUGAUCUUGAGCCUCCACCUAAGAUGCUUGGAAUGAAGAUGAUAAUGAGUAGCUUCAUGUUACUCCUCAAAGAUGAAAAUUUCAACUUCAAGAGCUUGUGGAGAUUUAAACUAGGUGGCAUGUGACUUGUGCAUCAAUUGGGCAAUUGAGGUCAACACUCCUUGAGGUCAAUGGCUGAUGGUUUGCACGUGAAUUAUGAUUAUUUUGAGAGGUUAAAUCAGCUAAAAUGAUGUGGAUGACACAUGGGAAAUUAGGCACACAUUGGAAUCAUCUACAAACCAAUAGGAAGUUGCCACCUUGCAAGUGUGACAAGGCUCCCAUUUACAUUUUAAUUUCUUUUUCCUUAUUUUAAUUAAGCUUCAGCUGAUGGGAGACACCAAGGAGCACGCCAUUUUAAGCCUCAAAUGGGAUCCAACACAUAUCUCAUUCAUCUUCCACAUUCUCUCUCUCUUGU